AUGGCCAAGUUUGUCCCGCGGCAGCGCAAGCACAAGGUGCUGGCCCGCGAAAAGGCCAAGGAGAAUGCCGUCACCCCGCUCGACGCCGACACCAACGCCGAGCAGAUCGACCCCGAGGAGAGGCGGCUCAUGCGCGAGAAGAAGGAGCGCAUGAAGAAGGAGCUGCAGGGCGAUGUCAAGGUCAGCGGCAAAAAGGCCAAGCGUCUCGACAAGUACAUCGAGAACAAGCUGCGCAAGGACGAGAACCGCGAGAUCCUCGCCAAGCUGUCGCAGAGCAAGAUUGACACGAACCUGUUUACCAGCUCCAAGACCAUCGGCCAGGGCAAGGAGACGAAGAGGCAGGCCAUCAGCCGUGUCAUGAGGGAGAGAAAGGCCGGUGUCGAAGUGGACGAGGACGGCGACGAGAUUCUGUUCGAGAGGCCGCGGCAGCAGGACUCUUCGAACGAGGCUCUAGGCUUCAAGCCGGCAAGCGAGUCGACCCAAAUACUCGACGUUCCCCGGCCAGACAAUUUCACCCCACGCGCUGCCGACCAAGAGCCGCUGCCAGAGGAGCUUCAGCCCUCGGUCAACCUCACCCGCAAAGCCUUUGGCGUGACCGUGACAAGAACGCCCGAGAUUCAGGAAGCUCGUCUCAAACUCCCCGUCGUGGGCGAGGAGCAGAGGAUUAUGGAGGCCAUUCACAACCACGACAUCAUCGUCGUGUGCGGUUCCACCGGUUCCGGAAAGACGACACAAGUACCUCAAUUUCUCUACGAAGCAGGCUACGGCUCGCCCGACUCCCCGACGUCGGGCAUGAUUGGUGUGACGCAGCCGCGUCGAGUAGCCGCUGUUAGCAUGUCAAAACGCGUGGCCGAGGAGAUGGGCGAUCACUCUGAGCGUGUCGCCUACCAGAUUCGCUUCGAGGGCACGACGAGCGCCAAGACGGCCAUCAAAUUCAUGACGGAUGGUGUGUUGCUCCGAGAGAUCGCGCAGGAUUUCUCGUUGAAGAAGUACUCGGCCAUCAUCAUCGAUGAGGCGCACGAAAGGAGCGUCAACACGGACAUCCUGAUUGGCAUGCUCAGCCGCAUCAACAACGUCCGCCAGGAGGACCAGAAUGGUUCAUCGCCACUGAAGCCUCUCAAGAUCAUCAUCAUGUCGGCUACCCUCAGGGUCGAGGACAUGACGCAAAACUCCCAGCUAUUUGCAACGCCGCCGCCUGUCGUCGAGGUCGAGGGUAGACAGCACCCUGUCACAAUCCACUUCGCCCGCAGGACACGACCAGACUACGUUGACGAACUGUACAACAAGAUCAGCCGGGGUCACAAGAAGCUGCCUCCUGGAGGUUUCCUCGUGUUUCUGACGGGCCAGAAUGAGAUCGUGCAGCUGAGCAAGAGGUUGGAGGCAGCUUUUGGUGGUCUGACCUCGGCGAGCGGCCCCAAGGUGCAGAUCUCCGCGAGCGAGGCGCCGAUGGAGGUUGAGGAUAUUGAAUUUGGUGACGUUGACGACUUUGACGCUGGAGAGAUUGACGAUGAGAUUUCAGACGGCGAGGGCGACGAGGACGAAGACGAAGAGUUCAAAAUUGAGGAGGAGGGUGAGACGGGCCCCUUGAAGAUGCAGGUGCUGCCACUCUACUCUCUCCUGCCAACGCGCGAACAGAUGCGUGUCUUCAAGGAGCCGCCAGAGGGCACGCGACAGGUCAUUCUCGCAACCAACGUUGCCGAGACGAGUCUUACGAUUCCUGGAACGAGGUACGUCUUCGAUUGUGGCCGCUCCAAGGAACGCCAAUACGACGAGGUCAGCGGUGUCCAGACGUACGCCAUCGGAUGGGUCAGCAAAGCCAGCGCAAACCAGCGAUCUGGUCGCGCUGGUCGUACGGGGCCCGGUCACUGCUACCGCCUGUACUCGUCGGCAGUGUAUGAGAGGGAUUUGCCUCAGUUCUCUGAGCCUGAGCUCUUGCGCAUGCCCAUUGAUGGCGUCGUGUUGCAGCUCAAGUCCAUGAAUCUCUCCAACGUAGUCAACUUUCCCUUCCCGACACCCCCUGACCGAGCAAGCCUCCGCAAGGCAGAAAGGCUCCUCCACUACCUGUCAGCCAUCUCGACCGAAGGCCAGGUGACGCGCAUCGGCUCGACCAUGUCCAUCUUUCCGCUGUCGCCGCGCUUCGCUCGCAUCCUCCUUGUCGGCCACCAGCACGACUGUCUCCAGUACACCAUCGCGCUCGUGGCAGCGCUGUCGGCGGCCGAGGUCUUCAUCCCCGAGAACCAGGCGAUCCCCUCACUCGAGGCAACAGAAGACCACGCGCUGCGCACCAACGCCGUCGUCGCGGCCGAGGACCGCCAGGCCACGAUCCGGCGUGCGUUCAACGGCGUGCAGCGAAACUUUUGCUCGCUCGACGACAAGUCGGACGCCAUCAAGCUGCUGCAGGUCGUCGGCGAGUACGCGCACGAGCCGACCGAGGCGUGGUGCGAGAGCCACUUUGUGCGGUACAAGGUGCUCAAGGAGAUCCAGCAACUGCGCCAGCAGAUUGUCGAGCUGCUGCGCACCAACGUGCCGUCGUUCCAGAACCUGCGGUUCCAGGACCGCCUCGACCGCCCCACGGACAGGCAGGUCGCCUACCUCAAGCAGAUGGUGGCCGCCGGCUUCAUCGACCAGGUGGCCAUCCGCGCCGACAAAUCGCCCACGCCGCCAGAGAACGCGCGCAAGCCCCGCCGCGCCAUCGACGUGCCGUACCUGCCGCUCGUGCCGCUCGGCGUCGGCGCCGACGUUGAAAAGUUUGUCUACCUCCACCCUUCGUCGCCCCUAGCGCAUAUGAGCCCCCAGGAACUGCCUGAGUACGUCGUCUACGCGUACCUGCAGCGCGCGACGCAGGGGGUCGACCCGACCAAGACGCCCAAGACGAGGAUGCACGCGCUCACGGACGUGACGGGCGGCCAGCUCGCCGGGCUGGCCAAGGGCACGCCGCUGCUGACGUACGGCAAGCCGGUUAAGGAGGUCAGGGCCACGGCCACCGAGAGGGAGGUUUGGGUCGUGCCAUACCUCAGGGCCGAGGGCGUCGGGGGCAGCGGCUGGCCUCUGCCGAUGAAGAAGGUGAUUGAGAAGAGGGAGGUUGGCAAGGGCUGGGUGGUGCAGUAG
Molecule: messenger RNA, 3108 nt
Organism: Verticillium alfalfae VaMs.102
Lineage: Eukaryota; Fungi; Ascomycota; Sordariomycetes; Glomerellales; Plectosphaerellaceae
Product: ATP-dependent RNA helicase DHX8
Exons: 2
Coding region: 1-3108 (1035 amino acids)
Biological process (GO): maturation of SSU-rRNA from tricistronic rRNA transcript (SSU-rRNA, 5.8S rRNA, LSU-rRNA)
Cellular component (GO): nucleolus; intracellular anatomical structure
Molecular function (GO): ATP hydrolysis activity; RNA binding; ATP binding
Source: RefSeq, a predicted model, not a curated record